UCCGGUGUAGUUGCGAAAAGGCAGGAAAACAAAAUAAACUUUUAGCUUUUGUUGAAAAACUUACUUUGCGGUUAUGGAGCUGUAGAACGGACUUUAGAUUAAUGUAAUCGGUCGGAUUUAAUACAGUUAUUUAUCACCGUUAACCGCUGUAACUUUAGCUUAUGGUUUAUCUGUAGAACAGGGUGACUUUUCUCCUGGUUAGUCAGUAAUCUGUUAGCUGGGGUUAAGAGAGAUAAGGGCUAAGAACUGGGAAAACUGGGAGCAUGGUGCGCUGGGGAGCUGUGGUACGCAGACACUGCGCUGCUCAGUUCAGGCAGCGGCUCUCCUCUCCCCCUCACUGCGUCCCCAACACCGCCUGGAGCUCCGCGUGGAGCAGCUUAAGAGGUCUCCAUGUAACGAGCAGUGUUCAUACAUACGAUGUACGAAAAGUGGAGCUCACACCUCUUGAACAGAGGAAACUCACCUUCGACAGUCAUGCAGUGGUGAAGGAACUGGAAUCUAAUGGGUUUGAAAAGAAGCAAGCAGAGGUGAUUGUCACAGCACUGGUGACUCUUACGACGGCCAACAUGGACAUUGUGUAUAGAGAUAUGGUUACAGGAGCUCAUCAGGAAAUUGCCCUUCAACAAAUCAUGGCACAUCUUGAUUCUAUUAGGAAGGACAUGGUUAUUCUUGAAAAGAGUGAAUUUGCCAGUUUGCGUUCAGAAAAUGCUAAAAUGAAAACUGAACUUGAACAGAUCAAGAACAGAUUGUUUGACGAAAGUCAAAAGAUUCGAGCUGAUGCCAAAUUGGAUAUUAAUCUUGAGCGCAGCAGGGUUACAGACAUGUUUACAGAGCAGGAGAAGAAUCUAAUGGAGGUUAACUCUGAGUUCAACAAGAAGACUGGGGAAAUUGAAAGCAGCACUGUAGAUACAACCAAGAAAAUAGACAUUGAAGUGGCUUCAUUGAAAACCCUUCUGGAAUCACUUAAACUUCAGACUGUGCGAUAUCUUGCAGCAUGCAUCUUCUCCUGUUUGGUCCUUUCUUUGGGUUUUUGGCGUUUAUGGAAGUAAAAAAAAAACUGCAAACACAAAAUGACCUCUUGCAUAUUUUUGCCUUGCAAUUUAUUUGUGAUAACUUGAAGCAGCUCUUUUUAUCAGAUUUCUUCAUCUAAUAUUUAGACUUCACUCCAAGAAACCUACAAUCUAUAUUGUCUUCCAUUGAAAGUUUUUUUUUUUUGUCAUUAAACUCUUUAUAAAGCUGCCACUUUGAAGAUACAAAGCUUUUGCAUGACUGUGAACAAUGAAAAUUCUAAUAUGAACAACAUAUAUGUAUCCAUAUCUUUACUGUACAACAGUUGUUUGGUCAGUCAGGCGUUUAACACAAUAUAACCAGAUAUGAGCGUCUGUUCUGUCCAGUUUUCACUAUGCAUAUUUUUUUUCUUUUUUGUUUUGCAAACUUGAAUAAAGUGCCUUUGUAUGUAAA
Messenger RNA from Astyanax mexicanus (Mexican tetra), 1461 nucleotides. It is a transcript of the gene ccdc90b, whose product is annotated as coiled-coil domain containing 90B. The transcript has 9 exons. The coding region runs from base 264 to 1049 and encodes 261 amino acids. Gene Ontology annotation, cellular component: mitochondrion. NCBI's taxonomy places the organism in Eukaryota, Metazoa, Chordata, Actinopteri, Characiformes, Acestrorhamphidae. The record is from RefSeq and is a predicted model, not a curated record.